CGCUAUAUAGAGGGGCUGGGUGCAGAGCCCUGGGCACAGGUACCUGGGGGAACUCGCUUGGUGUCUGCAUACAGCUCAGAGCAAUGGGGAACAGUGGCUUCUCGCUCCUCACCCUGGCAUUGGUGACUCUUGCUGCUGCGGCACAGGAAAAGUGCGCCCUGUCUGGGACCUGGACCAGUAGUCGGGGCUGCCGGAUGCUCAUCUUCGAGCUCAAAGAUGGGGCCUUCUCCGGCUUGUACCUGCCUCAGAAGGCAAUGGUCCCCCACAACGAUGUCCUGGCGUCGCCACUGCGGGGAGCCCAGCACGACACCAGCUACAAGACCCAGCCCAGCUUUGGCUUCACCGUGCACUGGCAUUUCCAAGAGUCCCCGGCAGGGGCGACGACCGCCUUUGUGGGCCAGUGCUUCGUGGACAGUGAUGGGGAGGAGACGCUGAGGACCGCAUGGCUGCUGCGAGAGGAGGCUGCCGCCGCCAGAGAAGACUGGAAAGCCACCAGGGUCGGCACCAACGUCUUCACCCGCGUCAAGUGAGGGAAGCAGGGGACCUGAGCAGCGACGGUGCAGGAGUGCUGCAGCCCCGCGGAGCCAGGCCCAGCACCAGGGCUCUGGUCCCCGGAUCCUGAACCUCCCUGAGCCUGUCUCCACGCUGUCGGGGCUGCGCUGGCUGCAGCGUCUCCCUCCUCUCCGCCUCCCCCCAGCACUGCUCCUGCCCCCACGGGCCGUGUCCCCGCGUGGCGAUGGCUCCAGCCACAGACAUGUCUCGUGUCACUGCUGCUCUGGGCCCAGGGCUCACACUCCAGCCCGGCCCAGCCCCACCUGCCCCAAGGGUGCCUCAUUCCCCCCAUAAACCAAGGCUGUUGGGGGUCACCCGGUUUGCUCCUUUCCUCACCUGGCAGCAGAAACAUCGCCAUUUCUGGGUCUCUUGGCGACAUCGGCACCGGGCCUUGAAUAAACGCAUUCGGGCGAA
Messenger RNA from Alligator sinensis (Chinese alligator), 966 nucleotides. Its product is annotated as avidin-like. NCBI's taxonomy places the organism in Eukaryota, Metazoa, Chordata, Crocodylia, Alligatoridae. Bases 84 to 530 code for a protein of 148 amino acids. The record is from RefSeq and is a predicted model, not a curated record. Gene Ontology annotation, molecular function: biotin binding. The transcript has 4 exons.